UUUCUUGUCUAUUUUCCUGGAUCAAAAGUAACGGCCUCCAGGCCUGGGCAAGGGAGGAAAGGCUCAAAACAGCGUAACAUAUUUCCGUCAGUGUGUCGCCAUCGGUGGACGUGACGGGAGUCGAGGCGGCGGCCAACACCUGGCUCACUGGACCUGCCGAGGGCGGCGCCAUGGACUUCAGUUACCUGCUGGAGCUGGCCAAGAGCAAUGACCACAGCAACAAGCAGGAGGCCUCCGUCUCGAGGUUCUCCACGAAGGUGUCGCGGCCCAAGAAGGAGAUGCGGCCGGGCCCCAAGGUGGCUGCCGUCAAGGCCGUCAUAGACCGCCUCACCUCAGAGAAGGUGAAGGAAAAUGAGGAGGCGCGUAAGAAGAAGGAGAACUUGCUGACGCUGCGUGCACAGGACAGGAAAUCCAACAAGCGUGUGAGGGCGAUGAUCAACAUGAACAAGGGAGCGUCCAAGGCAGUGAUGGACGACGCCAAGGACAUCACCACAGCCAAGGGGGAAGAGCAGUGCGACGAGGAUGACUACGGCUACGAGUCCAACAUGAGCCAGCAGAUCUUCAGCAAGCUGGCCAACCAGUACGCCAACAUGCCCGAGGACGACAAGCUCAAGUUCGUCCACAACAACAAAAAGGGAACCAUCGACGACAUCAAGAGCCGCGUGAUCAACAACCUGAAGCGCGUGGAGGAGGAGGAGAUGGGGCCGCGGCGGAGGAAGCGCAAGAAGCACCAUGCCGAGGAGGAUGAGUUCAUCAACGACGGCGACGAGUACGCCGGCACCACCCUGGCCUACGGCCACCCCCAUAAGGAGAAGGAGGGCAAGUCCAGCCACAAGAUGCCGAACAUCAACUACACCAACUACAAGAGUGACAAGUUCAGCAACUUCAAGUAUGGCCAGGACCAGACCCCCAAGGACAACAAGGACAACAAGGACAACCCCGAGAAGGAGCGGCCCAAGAAGGCGCGGGAGAAGGCCAAGGCCAAGGCCGCGCCGCCACCCAUGAGCUUUGAGGAGCUGCUGAAGGUGGCCCAGAAGAAGCACCAGGAGGCCCCGCUGCCACCCCCCAAGGAGGAGGUGCGCCCAGGCAAGGAGAAGGACAAGAAGAAGGAGCCGGACCGCCCCCUGACGGCCAAGGAGAAGGAGGAGCUGGAGGAGGAGCGGCGCAGGAAGCUGAGGCGCAUGGGCAAGCUGCCGCCCGAGAAGAAGCCAUCAGAGGCAGAGACAGAGGCGGACAAGCUCAAGAAAGGGGAGAAGGGCGGCAAGAAGGGGCCGGCGGAGAGCGAUGGCAGCGCCAGCGGCCCCAAGCUGAAGAAGGCCCUGGAGGCACCCAAGACGCCAGAGCCCAAGGCCAUCGACCGCUCCAAAUACUUCGCCGUGCCAUUCUCACAGAAGCCCAAGGAGAUGCCGCCGCCCGCCAAGGAGUCCCAGCCCCCUCAGAGUGCCCGACCCUUCCCCCCACCGCGGCCCCAGGCUCCCCCACGGCCCCAGGCCCCCCCACGGCCCGAGCCUUCCCCCAAGGAGGCCAGGAAGCCGUCUGGCCCCCCAUGCCGGGGUGCCCCACCCAGCAGGCCCCCCAGCAAGCCGGUGCCCAAGGGCCGGCCAGGGCCGCCACCGCCUAGCCUGCACAAGCGGCCGCCGCCACCGCCAAGUCCCCCCGGCAAGAGGCGGAUAGAGAGCGACUCUGAAGACGACUAUGACUCCGAGAUGGACGACUUCAUCGAUGACGGUGAGGCCGAGGUGGACGUGUCCAGCGAGAUCAAGCGCAUGUUUGGCUACGACCGCUCCCGCUACCAGGAUGAUGACGACGACGUGGAUGACAUGGAGGCGUCGUUCUCCCAGAUGCAGAAGGAGGAACGCAUCUCAGCACGCAUCGGCCUUCAGGAGGACUUGGAGGACAUCAAGAGGGAGGAGGAGGAGAAGAAGCGGAAGAUGCAGCGGUUCAAACAGGCCAAGAAGGGGCGGAGAUGAGGGUGCUGAGAGCUGGACCGCCUGUAUGUGUGUGCGUGUGGCUGGGCACAUCUCAGGGGAAUGGAUGUUGACAAUUAUUUAGACAGUGGAGGGCUACAACUGGCUGUGUGUGCGUGUUAUUUACGUACAAUUACUACUCGCUUGGCCGUGUACGCAAACACCAUGACACUCUUUUGGGCCCUCAGGAGAAGGUCGGAGGUAUUGAACAUCAUACUUCCAAGUUUUAGAUUUAGAACUGAUGUCUUUCUUGGGGGUCAAACUCAUUGCCAAAUACCUGUAAAUUUUUGUUCUCCAUUAUCUGCUGUGGUUAUCAUAUGUUCCUGCUAUGAAGGUGAUGAAAGAACACACCAAACUAGGCACCCAGGACCAUACAACAGUGAUACAGUUUGCAACCUCUUAGUCGUGAGUCAAGAACUACUCCAGCCCCUAGUUCAUCAUUUGUACGGAGAACGAAAAAAGAAAAAAUCAAAUAGUCCCCCUUCAUGCCUGUAUCAGUGUAGGGACAAAUCAGGCUAGUAUGUAACCCCUCCUAACUUGAUCCCAAAGAAAAAGUCCAAUUCUCCACCAGGUAGUCUCCCUUAACCCGAGAACAUCGGCAGACGCUUUUUAGGGCUUUCACGAGUCGUGGCUGUGGUAUGAUGGACCCUAAAAAGGGCUCGCCAUAAAACACCUAAUUUGAGCUAAUUGUAGGCGAUGGUGGCAUAGCACAACCCACCUUGAAUGCCCGGGGUCUUUGUGGUGGGUGAGUGAUCCUGAGGUGGGCUUUUUUUGUCAUAGGUGGUGCUGUAAGGUCAUGGCAUACUGAAUUAGCUAUGCAUACAGUAAUCACUUGUCAAAUUCUCUAUAGUAGACAACAAGCGACUCUCGGCUAGAUGUCACACGUCACGAGACUCUUUAUUUUGUAACAAACACCACCCAAAAAGAAUGGAGUUUGAGUAAAAGUAAAUAUUUUUAAUGGCUUUAUGGUUAUGAGAGGAGUACUCUGAUGUGUGUUCCAUGCUCUUUUCUCAGUCUCAAAAUCCAUUGUAAUUUUGUCGUUUCUCAGUCUCAAAAUCCAUUGUAAUUUUGUCCUUUCUGUCUCAAAAUCCAUUGCAAUUUUGUCUUUUCUCAGUCUCAAAAUCCAUUGUAAUUUUGUCAUUUCUCAGUCUCAAAAUCCAUUGUAAUUUUGUCGUUUCUCGGCCACUUCUCGUCUUUCCCAUAGCCAAAGCCCACGGGUUAAUAAGCUUGAAACUGGUGACAGAGAAUGAAAAAAAAAAUCAAAUAGUCCCCCAUCAUGCCUGUAUCAGUGAAGGGACAAAUCAAGCUAGUAUGUAACCCCUCCUAACUUGAUCCCAAAGAAAAAGUCCAGUUAUCCACCAGGUAGUCUCCCGCUGAUAAGCUUGGAACUGGUGGCUGGCAGGUCAACUCCCUUACCCUUUCCUAUUCCUUGAAGCAGACCAUUGAUAUUCUCUGCUAGUCUCUCCUGAUAAAUUUAUAACUUCUGGCUGUCAGGUCAACCCCAUUCAGUUACCUUAAAUACCUAUUCCCUCAACCAGAUUAUAAAUAUUCUUCACUAGUUUUUCCUUCUGAUAAAUUAUGAACUUGCUCUCAGGUCAAUACCCCCAUUCAGUUAUCAUCCUCUCCCUGAAUCAGACCAUUGCUAUUCUUCACUCUCUUCCUGUUGAUAACCUGGUGGCUGUCAGGUCAACCCCCAUUCACUUAUUCCCUAUCCCCAGAAGCAGAGCAUUGAUAUUCUCCACAAGUCUUCCCUUAUGAUAACCUUGGAACUUAUGGUUAUCGGGUCAUCCCCCAUUCUGUAAUUACCUAUCCCCUCAGCUAGAGUCUGUCUGUUCAUGGGUCAAGAAGUGUGUGUCCUCAGCUCCCCAAUGCAACAUUCUGGGGUCUUUGUGGCCUUCCUGUGUGCGUGUGUGUGUGUGUGUUGGUGCCCUUGCCGUGCCUCCCACCAAGAUCUUAACCUCAGCCCAAAUAGGAUUACUGUCUGUGCCCAGCUUUUAUAUAUAAUUUAUCCUUUAUUUAUAAUUGUGUCUUUGAGAAACUUCUAUGGGAGAUGAAAUAUUUAUUAUUGUAUAAUUAUCUAAGUUGAGCUGUGGGCCGCUGGUGUGUGAGGAGUCUCUGCCGCCAGCGCCACGGCUCACCUGUGUCUUGAGUUCUCUGUGAGAGCAACACUUGGCUGGGCAAUGCUCACUUCUGGAGGCCUGCGCAGACACUCAUGAGUUUGUGAGCCCAUGAGUGUGUGCCUGAAAUAUGUUGACCAAUGUUAGUUAAUUGGGGUGACUGGUCUGGUGUGUUGGCAGCCCCUUGUAGGGCCAAACAUGUGUCAGAAUAGUGCAAUUGUGUGUGUGUGUGUGUGUGUUAAUUAAUUGUUUUUUUAAUUUUCUUAAUUUUGAUUGAUUGUUUGGUGUCUCUAAAGUGCAUUAGUUCUCAUUUGUGAGGAUGUAGAGAGAGGAAGGCAGGUGUGUGUUGAGAUGUGACUGCUGUGAGAUUGCCUUAGCCUGGUUGGUGCCACAGGGCGUGCUGGUGCUGGUGCAAAUGUUUCAACAAGCUCACAGAAUUGUGGCUGGGGGCAGCUGUGGAGGCUGUGAUGGUUACAUCUGCUGGACAGAUGGUUGGCAUUAUUGCUUGACUUUCUGUCCCACUCAGUGAAGGGGGAGAGCAAGAUAAUGAAAGGUUCAGUGCAGGUUUAUUGAAGAAACACAUCACCUUUGCCUUCCCUUCAUGGUUUACAGUAAGGCAGGAAAUGUCUUGGUCAGCAAAGAAUAAUAAUGUCAUAGCUCACCACUUGCACUCGGUGGUAUUUGAGUUACAGAAUGCCACUCUGAGUAACCAACCCCUCAGAGAGCAGCCAUGACACAGCUGAAACCUCUAGUGGCUGGUUAGACUGAUACCAGUCCAGUGCCGGUGACUGUUGGGCCCAGGGGUCACUGAGGCCCCGUUGGUGGAGGGUCUCGCCAGUGUGGCAGAAGUUACAGGAGGCCAAAUUAGCAACAUUUUAGGUCCAGGAUGGGCAUCUGCAUUUUUUUUGUAAUUGUCAAUCAUGACAGCAAAGUACAAUAACUUACCUUCUCCUAGAGUGCUUGCAUGUUUGUUCUUAACUGUUGACACGUAUUGGCUUUCUCUUCAGUAACAUUGCAUGCCUUGUUUAUUUCUUUUAUUUUAAAAGAUGUGGGGAAAAUAUUUCACACACAGGAUAUACAAGACAGUCAAGAGUGAGGCAGUGUUUGGUGGAUGGUGUGAACCUCCUCGACAGGGAGGGUGUUGUGUUGGCAGGGCUGGAGGAAGGGUGGGGAGGACAGAAGCAGUGAGCACGGUGUUGGUGGUCAUGGAAGGGGAGCCAGCCAAGGACAGGGCCCACAGACUGCUGCUGGAGCCUGUUCAUGGCCACACUCGCCGCCCUCCUCCAGUGUCGGCUUGUUUGUUAUGCUACAGCCAGUCAUUGCAUGGCCCAAGUAGAAAUUGUUUAAAAAAAAUUCUUGUGGUAACAUGGUAAUAAUGUCACCUACCAUCACAUCUACAGGUGGGACAUUGUGUUGAAGCAAAGUUGAUCUGUGAGUGUUUCAAGGCUCACUUUUUUGCAACACAGAAUAUGUGGUUGGCCGAAGGCAAAUUCAAAGUCUCAAGAUGUUUAUAGUCACUUUAUUACCAGUCUCAUGUCAAUAUUGUAGCUGCUAUCAAAAAACAAAUAUCAUCAUCAUUUUCAGAACUUUGUCAUGUCUUUAUUUGUGUGGAGCAGCACAAUAAUUCCACAAAAAAAGUUUUGCUGCUCUGAGAAGUAGGUCUCAAAAUACUAAGUACGUAUAUGGAGUUGGUCCAGAAGCCCCGCCCCCUCCACAACUGUGGGAGCUGAUGGUUGUGUGAAGGGAGCUUGGAGUUAGGUCAGUGUUACCUUGGAGGGGGAGGAGGAAAGAACCGGGCUUCCGGGCCAACUUAGGUGUGCAGUGACUGUAAUUGCACUGAACAAGUAGAAAUUCAAGUUGUCUUAAACAUAACAAUGGCCAUCCACUGGUGGGUUGUGGCCUCUGCCUUCCUGCCAGUCCACUGCAGCCAACACUGAGGCAGUAUUCAUCAGUGGUGGGAAACAGAGAUUUUUAGAGAUAACAGUUAAGGAAGAAGUCUUCAGGAGUGGGGAACAAAGUUCCCUGCCAGGCUUGUUUCUAUCCUGUCCAGCUUGUUCAAAGAACAAGGACGCUCCCCAAAACCAGUUUUUACAAUAAGUUGAAAGUUAUGUUUUGAUAUUUUCUGUACAUACUGAUCUCUUCUGUAUAUUUUUGUAUAUUUUUUUGUGUAGUUAAUAUAUAAAUAUAUUGGCACCAGUAAUCAUACCUAGCUUUGUGCUCAAUGGGUCCUCAGAAACUUUGCAUAUUUUGUAAGUUUCAACAAUGCCGGCGUCAUCAUUCUUGUGUGAGCUGCAGUGAUUCCAGUUGUAAACAAGAAUGAUGGACUUGCAUUCAUUGCUUCACAAUAACAGUGUUGCCUUUGAGCCUGAGGCCACAUCCUUACACAGGCAUGAUUUUACAAUUAAAGACAGUGAACGUCAAGCUUCACAAAACCCUGAGAGCCACUGACCACAGCGACAGAUACAGGCGGAUGUGUGUUGUGGAGUGAAGGGCUGCGGGGACUCCCUCAGCUGGUGUGUGUGUGUCUGUGUGUGUGUGUGGCACAAACGUUCGGUUCACUCUGACUUGAUGACACCAGUAAAGAAGUUGUGUGUUGGUUAUAAACAAUCUGAUGUCAUACACUGGAUUUGAACUUGCCUUACAGCCGAUGUGUGCAUGAUGUAAGUAGCAAAGGUAAAGGCUGCACAUUACCACUCAAAGGUUGUCAUGAGCCUCAGUGUGUGUGUGUGUGUGUGUGUGUGUGGUACAUGAGGCAUCUGGAGGGGAAGGAGUGUGUGGGACAGAGGCAUUUUCUUUCUAGUUUUCACCAAGGCAGGCACGGCUACACACUGAGGGUCACUUUUCCCUUGUAUCUUCCUGGGAUGUGUGGCCAGCCUCUCCCAGCACUGCUAGAAAAAUAGACUUUGUCCCUCAUGCCCCCUAGCUGCCAGACACCUGUGUGUGUGUGUGUGUGUGUGUGUGUCCUCACAGAUACAUGUAGACAUAGGUUACUAAUUCAUUAAGAUAGUAAAUGUGAGUUAUAUCAGUGACUGCUUACUUUGUUGUCUUUAUGAAGUUUAUAUAAUAUAUCUAUAUUUAUAUAUAUCAAGAAGAGUGUUGGAAGUCACUCGUUUGUUUGUGUGUUUGUUGAUUGGUGAGGUGGGCGAGUCAGGCGUGUCCCCGCACCGUGGCGGGUGUGGUGUGUGUCGUGGCUGUCGGCUGCAGGAUGACAGAUAAAGCUUUAGCCAUUGUUGUGCUGUGUUUUACCUUUCACUCUUACUGUUGAAAAAUUAAUCUCUGAGAACAAAUCUGAUAGAUUAAGUUUUUCUCCUCCACAGUGAGCCAUUGGGGUCAAGGGUGGCUCGGUGGGUGAGGUGUUGAGUAAGGGUUGCUGGGUUUUAGAGGCCGUGCUAUUUUUUGUUUAUCAGGAAAAAUUUUAAACAAAGUUUAGAUAAGGGUGAUAAUUUAGCAUAGCAUGUUUCAGACCUUGCCCUAUUUUUGUCAGUAUGAUUUAUUAACAAAAUGUGGAUAAUUGAGGCUCUUACAAGAGGCACGUGAUGGUAAAACCCAGCAGACAAAGUGCUUGCUGUGGAGACUUGUGCACCUGUGCCACGAGAUGUUGAUGCUGGACACAGCGUGUUGGCCUCCCUGUGCAGGCGCACAACACCGUCUCCACACCAACAUUUGCCGGCCUCACAGCAGGACACACUUCAUCUAAUGGUUUUAUCAUAACGUGACUCUGAUGUGCCUUAAUUACACAUAUUUUGUUGAUAAAUCAUAUUUAUAAUUAUAGGGCAAGGUCUAAAAAAUGCUUUGCCAAAUUAUUGCCCUUAUCCAAUACUUUGUCAAAAAAGUUACCCCAAAAAUACAAUAUAACAUUGCCUCUGAAACCCCAAGUACAUAAUUUUUGUUAGUAACUGUCCACCACAGCAAACAGUGUAUAGAAUAUAUACCUUUGAGGCACAGUAAUGUUGAUGAACCAGUAAGCACAGUCAGGAGUUUGUGGGGACUGGUGGAUGGAUGUCUUGAGCUAGGAAAGGUUGUCACACGGAGAGGCUGUCACACCCAAAGACUUCCAUCAUCAGAGUCAUCACCUGCAAUGUGUUGUUUAGUUGGUACAAUGAAUGGCCACUCGGCAUUCAGCCCGGUGGCCUCCCUGUACUGGCAGAUGACAGCACUGACGUGACAGCCUCCAGCCGUUGCCUCGCACCACUGGGGACACUGAUGCAAUGCCUUAUCUAUUUGUAUAUCCUGUAAUGCACUUUUCUACACAAUAAAAUAUAAAAGCAAGA
Eriocheir sinensis (Chinese mitten crab) is the source of this 8355-nucleotide messenger RNA. RefSeq names its product protein SPT2 homolog. The transcript is spliced from 6 exons. NCBI's taxonomy places the organism in Eukaryota, Metazoa, Arthropoda, Malacostraca, Decapoda, Varunidae. The record is from RefSeq and is a predicted model, not a curated record. Gene Ontology annotation, molecular function: DNA binding; histone binding. Gene Ontology annotation, biological process: nucleosome assembly; regulation of DNA-templated transcription. The coding region runs from base 171 to 1970 and encodes 599 amino acids. Gene Ontology annotation, cellular component: nucleolus.